AUGAAGUACUUUACCACCACUGGAGCAGUGCUCCUUAGUGCCCUUACAGCGACCGCCGGCGGUAUCAAGUUCGACCCCGAGGAUGAAGCGUCAAUCCUCGCCGUCACUCGACAAUACGCGUACGGACUGAUGUCGAUGUACCAGGGCAACGCCACAGGCACAUCCAUCGAGGGUGUCGGAGUCUGGCCCAAGCCCCACUACUGGUGGGAGGGUGGCGCCGCGUGGGGUGGCAUGAUCGAGUACAGCCAGUUCACCGGCGACGACUCACACGUCAAGACGCUCCAACAGGCAUUGACCGCCAACUACGGCCCCGACAACGACUUCAUCCUCUCCUACCGCAAAGGAGAAACUGGCAACGAUGACCAGGCUUUCUGGGCGCUUGCCGUCAUGAGCGCGGUCGAAUACCAGUUCCCCGAUCCCGCAGAUGCGCCUGCGAGCUACCUCGAGGUCGUGACCAACGCUUUCGAGAAUAUUGUCGGACGCUGGGACGAGACAAGCUGCGGUGGAGGACUGAAGUGGCAGGUGUACCCUGAGAACAGCUACGGCUACAACUACAAGAACUCAAUCUCCAACGGCUGCGCUUUCGCUCUCGGUGCGCGCCUUGCUCGCUACACUGGCGAGCAAAAGUACGCGGAUUGGGCUGUCAAAAUCUACGACUGGACAAAGAAGGUUGGACUUAUCAGCGACCAGUACGAGGUGUUCGAUGGCACAGACGACAAGACCAACUGCGCCACAGUCGCCGACAAGACCCAGUGGAGCUACAACAAUGCCAUGUAUCUCCAUGGAUCGGCCUUCAUGUACGACUACACCAACGGCGAGAGCACCUGGAAGGAUCGUACUUCCGGCUUCCUGGAUCAUGCUGAAGUGCUGUUCUUCAGCCCUUACGAGAACGCCACAGACAUCAUGUACGAGUGGGCUUGCGAGACGGGCGAAUCUGGCCGACACUGCAACCUCGAUCAGCAAUCGUUCAAGGCAUACCUUUCCCGCUUCAUUGCUAAGACUGCCAUGGUCGCUCCUUUCACCAAGGACAAGAUUGUGCCGUUGCUGAAGGCUUCCGCUGUCGGUGCCGCCAAGGCCUGCUCUGGAGGUACUGACGGCGUCACAUGCGGCAGCAAGUGGUACACUGGAAGCUGGGACGGCACCUCUGGCGUCGGCCAGCAGCUGUCGGCCUUGGAGGUCACCCAGGCACUCUUGAUGAUCGAAAAGGGUACCCUGCCUGCAAAGGGCAACAGCGCGCCGAAGCCAUCGAGCAGCCCUUCCACCAAGCCUAGCUCUACGCCGGCCCCAUCAUCUGCUCCUGCGACAAGCGACGCCGUUUCUUCAGCCACCUCUAUGUCUAGUCAAGUCCCAGCUGCCAGCGAAGCUACUCCCUCCUCAAGCGCCACCAGCGAGAGCCCUGCACCCAGCAAGGCCCCAUCCACCGAGGCGCCUUCGAACGACAACCACAACAUCGUUCCCAAGUUCCCGGAGGCUGAUGAAGCUCCUGUCUCCACACAGGUUGUCUCCUCAGUCGUCGUCGUAACAAGCACAUCAGUCUCAAGCUCUCAACCCUCGGCCUCAGGCAAGCCUGCUAGUCAGUCCAACGGAGGCUCAUCCAGCAGCUGCGCCCGCAGCGUGACUCGGACUGUGACUCUCGCUCGCUCCUCCGCGACAAGCAGCUGCACGCCCAGCGUGACCGAGACUGUCUACGUACCGGCAGCUUCGGCGACCACGGGCCUCGUCGUAGACUCUUCGCCAGCUCCGGUUGUACCUCCUGUUACUACCACGUUGAUGUCGGCGCCAGCUGCUAAUACCAGCUUGCCCAACCCGACAUCUCCAGAGCAGUUCCUCGGCGCUGGCUCUGCCCUCACCGUCAGCACCUCUGUUGUCACCGUUUUGGUGGCAGCGAUGGCCUUUGCUAUGGUGUAA
This is a messenger RNA of Alternaria metachromatica, 1908 nucleotides long. RefSeq lists its product as uncharacterized. Gene Ontology annotation, molecular function: mannan endo-1,6-alpha-mannosidase activity. NCBI's taxonomy places the organism in Eukaryota, Fungi, Ascomycota, Dothideomycetes, Pleosporales, Pleosporaceae. The transcript has 2 exons. Gene Ontology annotation, biological process: fungal-type cell wall biogenesis; carbohydrate catabolic process. The record is from RefSeq and is a predicted model, not a curated record. The coding region runs from base 1 to 1908 and encodes 635 amino acids.